Molecule: messenger RNA, 582 nt
Organism: Magallana angulata
Lineage: Eukaryota; Metazoa; Mollusca; Bivalvia; Ostreida; Ostreidae
Exons: 3
Coding region: 1-582 (193 amino acids)
Source: RefSeq, a predicted model, not a curated record
AUGUUUGUUUGCAGGACUCUAUGCUACCCAAACUAUUUCUGGGAUAAUGGAGAAUGUAAAGCAUGCCCAUCCGGAUAUUUUGGAACGAACUGUUCUAAACGAUGCCCCUAUCCUUACUAUGGUAAAUUGUGCAAGAAAGUGUGUCUUUGUAAUGCUACAGAUUGUGAUCAUGUCUUUGGAUGUCAAAGAAAUAAUUCAGAGAUUGAGACAGCAACAGGGAUCACCAAAUCAGAUGUAUCAUCAACGAAAGAAAAAUCCGAAUAUUCAACAACUCAAACGGAAUUAUAUGAAAAGCAAGAAAAACCCAAACACUCAACACCUCAAACGAAAUUAUAUGAUUACCAAGGUAACGUGAAAAACGAUAAUUUAAGAAUACCGGUUAUAAUUGUGGGUUGCAUCCUCAUUUUCCUAAUAGUUGUGUAUGGAUUAAAAUGGAUUUUAAAGCCAAUAAGAAAAACAGGAACAUUUGAAUUACCUAGAGAAGAUUAUGACCCAACAACCGAAUAUCUAGAGAUUAAUGAAAUAUUUGAACAAGAGUCCGUGUCCAACACAAUCAGUGCAACCGUCACAGCAAGGUCUUGA